AUGCGGUGCAUUCUGCGAACUUGCCUGCACCAUAAUCAUCAUCUGCGGCAGCGUGUUGUUGCCACCACUACCACCACCAAUAAUGCUGCCGCUGCAGCGCUUCUUGUCGGUGUGCGCUGCCAGAGCAAUUCACUUAUCGGCACCAUUCACGGCGGGGAGUUGUCAUUGCCGAGUGAUCCGCAGGGCGGCUCGCAGCUCUCCGCACGCAACAUUGCGAUGGAGGCGCUGCAGAUGAAGAAAUUACAUCAAGAACGGGGCGGCAACCCGAUGCUGGCGCAACAGGCACGCCGUGUCCUUUUCGCCACGUCCAUCGCCGGCCAAAGUCUUGACGCCCGCUCCGUCGCGCUGCUUCUUAACACCGCCGUGUACUUUGGUAUGGAGAGUGACGCGAAGCUCGUACGUGAGUGCAUCGACUACUGCCUGAAGAAUGACAAACUUAUCACCGUCGAUGUCCUGCCGAUUGUCGUCACCGCCUGCGCUACCCUGAAGUCACGCGAUGCCCGUGAGGUGAUUGAAAUGCAGGCACAGAAGGCCGCCCGGAAUGCGAAGUAUUUGGAUUCAAAGGGCGUCGCAAACAUCAUCAGCGCCUUUUCGAAAACCGGCAUCAAUCAUGAGAAAUUGUUUGGUUUUCUCUCAAAACGCGUCCAGACCCUUGCACGCGUGGGCGAAUUUGAGGCGGCGCAUCUUGUCAUCAUAGCGAACGCCUUCUCACGGCUACGGUACCGGGAUAAGUUUCUCUUCGGCGCCAUCGCACGCCGCGCCAUGUCGCUGCGGGAGCGUGUUACGGUGAAUGAACUUGUACCGCUCAUUGUUGCCUUUUCGAAGAUUGGUCUCAAGGACCCAAAGCUCAGUAAACGCUUCGCCACCAAAGCCAUGGAGUACGUGGAUCAGAUGAACGCGGAGCAGGUGGCGAGUAUGUUCAUGGCCUUUGCAUACUUUGGUAUCCGCUACGAUCAACUCUUUGGGGUUCUCACCAAUCGUGCGGUGGAGCUUAUUGAUGAGUUUAAUGCGCAAUUCAUCAGCACAACUCUUAACGCCUUUCAGCGCAUUGGUAUUAACAACCCGGAGCUCUUUGAUAACUUGGCUGAGCGGGCCCUUGCGGUGGUGCAAGACCACGACGCACGUGACAUAUCCAAAACCGUCACGGCACUUGCCCACUUUGGUUUGAAGGAUGAGGAACUUUUCAAACGUCUCGCCUCCCACGCCGCGAGUAUUGCCGACCAGUUCGAUGCAUUGGGGCUUGUGAAUACCGCCCAUGCCUUUGCAAGAACGAACUUUUUACAGCAGGAUAUGGCGGUAGCGUUGUCAGAGCGUAGCGUAUACGUGUGCCGCCAAAUUGACGCAGGUGAGGCACGCCGACUGCUUUGGUCCCUUGCGAAGUUUCAAGUGCGGGAUCCGAAGAUUUUAACCCCCGUCUUUAACCGUUGCCUGGCGUUGCAUCAGGAUUUCUUUUCCGACCCUACCGGUAGCGAGGAAAUUGAGGAGAUAUUUGACAUCUACGGCCCAAACUUCUGCCCACCGCUUUAUCAAUUAUACGUUUCGCGUGGUACCGCACCGCAGAUGUGA
Messenger RNA from Trypanosoma cruzi, 1566 nucleotides. RefSeq lists its product as uncharacterized. The transcript has a single exon. Gene Ontology annotation, biological process: mitochondrial RNA processing; regulation of mitochondrial mRNA stability. Gene Ontology annotation, molecular function: RNA binding. Lineage: Eukaryota; Euglenozoa; Kinetoplastea; Trypanosomatida; Trypanosomatidae. The record is from RefSeq and is a predicted model, not a curated record. Bases 1 to 1566 code for a protein of 521 amino acids. Gene Ontology annotation, cellular component: mitochondrial matrix; ribonucleoprotein granule.